This is a messenger RNA of Dermacentor andersoni, 2232 nucleotides long. RefSeq lists its product as uncharacterized. The record is from RefSeq and is a predicted model, not a curated record. Lineage: Eukaryota; Metazoa; Arthropoda; Arachnida; Ixodida; Ixodidae.
GUCAACUGACGUCUCAUUUUUCACAGUUCAUAGCUGCUCUGCGUAAUUGGUUUGGGUCUUGUGACUUUUUAAGCUUGUUCUCCAGAAUUCUUGGGUGUGUCAUGUAACAGUUAUUUUUUUUUUCUCUGUCUCUUUCUGUCUCUCUCUCUAGGUAGUGUCCACGCUAACUGCGCGUAGAAGAACGAAGGGUCCAAGGUCAUACACCGCCUUCGCAGCCUCACUAAAAAUGGCAGGCGCGAUCAAUGAAGUGGCAACAAUAUUAAAGGAGAUGUUCACACCAAACCUGAUCAUAUCAUACGGACACCUGUUUGCACAUGACCAGCUGUGGCCUGACUGCAAGAUCUUGCCUCCCACGUUCUUAAUAGAGCCCGAUUCGUUCUCCUACAGGUAUAAUUUGGAGUCUGCUGUGAAAGACAUGGAGAACCUGCGCCACCAAGGCGUCAAUUCUACGUGGGUCGUCUCAGUGGCCUCAUUCGGCCGCUGGUACCAACUGAUCUCCCGCGCCUUCGCGGAGGAAUCGGACAAAGUGUGGAACGGCAAGCCACGCCCCCGUUUUGGAAUUUGCAACGUCACGGCAAGCAUGCAGCAGCUGGCGAGCAUAGCGGAGGCUUGCAGCAAGACACUGUUGCCAAACUGCAAUUACUCGGAGGCCCUCAAGUGCGAGUUCUGUCACGACACGUCGAGGAGGAGGAUCUUUAUGUACGAUAAUGCCAAGGCCCUUCGGAGCAAGCUGUGCCAUUUGAAGAAGCAGCAUUUGACGCUGAAGUACGGCGUAGCGGUGUACAGCCUGGAGUUUGCGGACUGGAGCAACGCCUGCAGAAGGCACGAGGCCUUCGAUGAGUUGUCAGCCAUCCGGGCAGUCGUCGACUACCUGCCCCGUUUCAGUGUGGCGUCGAACGUGACCGCCUGCGUCGCGUCGACUGCCGCCUGAGCAGCCUCGGUCAGAGGGCGUAGCGCCGUCAUUUGUAGAAUUUCCACUAGCUUGCUUCCCGCUUCGAAUGUUCGGGCCGCAACAACGAAAUAAUAAAAACGAUGACGACUUUCGCUGGCGCUACGAGUGGGUGUUUCAGCGAUUCCUGCAAGCGGGCAGGCUAAUGCUUCCAUAAAGGAAUGUGUCUUCUUCAAGACCAGUUGUCCUUUAGUCUAAACGCUAGGUAAACCCAAGCCUCGUGGACGGUGAGCGUGAAGAGAGUUUGGGGCGCUACAUAACCCUUCAGUUCGGGUGUAUACAACUUCCUACCUCAACACCUGUGAUAAUAAAUGCAUAUAUACAUGCAUACACUGCCCAUUAUCUCCAGCUGGCAGAACUACCCUUCCCAGGCGGCAGGCAGCUACCAUUUCUAGGCAGCUGGUUGUCACUACAAGAAAUACUACGCAUAAUCUCGCCCUGUUAUGUUAUUUCAGUGAACUGACUGGCUGAAAGCUGGAGCACCACAAUUUUUUUUUACAUCAUGCCAUUAGUCGCGUCUUACCUCUUGACGCAGUAAAUGGUGAGCGAUGUGCUUGCAAACUUGUCUUGCAUCAUAGCACUCACCAAGCUGUCGACAGCCACGACGACAAGAUGGUCCUUCCGCAUUGGAGGGACGCGUUCACCGUAGAAUAUACACGCGCAGUCGGUGCAGAACGAGCGGCACAACAUGGCGUAGCCAGAUAGCACUACAGAGUCCACAGUGCCAGGUGAUAGGCGUCUAUAGAUUCACAGCAAAAGCGUUCAGUCUUGUCGACGACGAGCUCUCAAAUACUCACUGCCGAUCGGCACAUCGAAGGACGCGCUUCCGCACACUACAGCAAAGGACGCAUUUCAGCCACGCCCCACAAACGAAUACCCAUCAGGCGAAAUUAAGCAGCGAGGUAAAUAGUGGACGAACUACUAGCGCACUUCCCUGCUUCUAUCCCCGCCGGGACACUUGGUGCAUGACGAUUUGGAAAGUGUCGACAUGAAUACUCUGUGACAUUGCCACAACGCGGGGUGUAGCAGCUGUCGGGCACUUCCCUCGCCAUAUGUACACCACCUGCAACACGAAGCCAGAGAUGCCGUUCCGCAAGUCCUCUCGUGUGGCGUAACUAAGCACCACCAAGCGAGGAUGUCAUCGUUCACGUCGAGGGCACAAAUUGUUCAUGUUCGAGGACACCGUCGCGAACGCCGAAUCUCCACGUGAAGGAGGCAACGCUAUAGAAUGUUCUCGUGUCUUCGUGAACCGUCCUACGUGAGUCAACGCAUACGGGAGCGAA